This is a messenger RNA of Cottoperca gobio, 2849 nucleotides long. It is a transcript of the gene b3galt8, whose product is annotated as beta-1,3-galactosyltransferase 8. Gene Ontology annotation, cellular component: Golgi membrane. Gene Ontology annotation, molecular function: N-acetyl-beta-D-glucosaminide beta-(1,3)-galactosyltransferase activity. Bases 127 to 1089 code for a protein of 320 amino acids. The transcript has a single exon. Lineage: Eukaryota; Metazoa; Chordata; Actinopteri; Perciformes; Bovichtidae. Gene Ontology annotation, biological process: protein O-linked glycosylation. The record is from RefSeq and is a predicted model, not a curated record.
UGGGCCGCUGGGAGGGCUCUGGGUUGCAGGGCGUGUCCGCUGGCGCCCAGCGCGACUUCCUGGGUUAUCGUGUUCCCUCCGGCCUGGUGCCAGCCGGACUACAGGGAGCGCAGACACUUUGGGGCCAUGAGGAGCAGUUGUUACUGGAGGUUAGUGAAGUUACUCGCCGCUUCAGCCCUGCUUGUCCUGUCCGCUCAAAUAUUUUUUUCCACAACGAGUAAACCUCCGCCGAAGCCCAGCGCCCUCUCAGUGGAGGAGUACCGGCUCCUGUCCCCUCAGACAUACCAGUAUCAUCUCAAUGAACCCGCUGUAUGCAGGGACAGAAGCCCCUUCCUGCUCUUUAUGGUCCCAGUGUCCCCUGUGGAGGCUGCAGCGAGGCAGGCCGUCAGGUCAACAUGGGGAGCUCCUGCUCCAGGCCGGGACAGCCUAACUCUAUUCUAUGUAGGGCUCCCUGAGGGGGGGCAGGGCUCCUCCUCUCAGGACGAGCUGGAGGAGGAGAGCAGGAGACAUGGAGACAUCAUCCAGAUGAACUUCCAGGACAGUUACCAGAACCUGACCAUCAAGACCAUGAUGAUGAUGAACUGGCUGUCCACCCACUGCCCCAACGCCUCAUACGCCAUGAAAGUGGAUGCUGACAUCUUUGUGAAUGUGUUGUACCUCAUCAGGAGGCUAAGCAGCUCCCCCAGACAGGGCUUCAUCACAGGCUCAGUGAUCAGUGAUGGCAGACCCAGGAGGGACAGCAACAGUAAGUGGCAUGUGUCAAAGGACCUGUACCCUGAUGACAGCUUCCCCCCGUAUGUGUCCGGUGCUGGGUACGUCUUCUCCACAGACCUGGCCCCCAGGAUCUCCUGGGCCUCCAGGUUUGUCAGGAUGAUCCCCCUGGAGGACGUCUACGUGGGGCUGUGUCUGCACGUGUUGGACGUCCGGCCCGUGUACUGCCGCAGCCUGACUCUCAGGAACCUGUUUGAAAUCCGACAGCUGGAGUACGACAGGUGCACUUUUGCCAAACUGGUCAUUGUCAACGGUUUUAAGCCACCACAGCUGCUGCACGUGUGGCAGGACUUCUCCAAGGGCCACAGCAGCUGCUGACUGCAAUUUCAGCAGACUGCUGCUUCAGAGUUCAGGCGAGCAGUAAUGAGACAAGCAGCCUGCUGGAGAGGAAAGAAAGCCAUGAGAGACACAGCCAUCAGGAAAUUAUAUUAAUACUAUUUAUUUGCAGGGAAUUAUUUAAAUUAAUUAAAUUGAGCACUGUAUAGAGAUGUAAAAUAAUGUAGAUGUCAAUUAAUUAAUAACUUUCUCACAACCUAGGAUUAAACUUUUUCAAGUCCAAAUGUCAGCGGUGGAAAAAUAGAAGUAUAUUUCUGAUACACAAAUUAGAUAAGAAAUUUCAGAUUUUUCUUGUAUCUUUUUUUAUUGCAAAAUUCUGCUUAGUUUAAUUCCAGACCUUUAAAAUCCCCAAAACUCAGAAGGUAACAUAACUCUGUCAUUGAUUUGCUCACAAACCCCCAAACAUAUUCAGCCUGUGUCAUAGUACACAUACAUGUCAGUCCUCAAAGAACAGAGAAAGUGUGCUGCUUUCUCUCUUUUGUAUCAUCAUAAACUGAAUGUAUAAACUGGGCAUUAAUCACUCAUUCAUCCAUGCUCGUCACAAGUUCACAAGUUCUACUUUUGUUUUUUCUGCCCAACAUAUUCAGGUCAUGGUCCUGUAAAAAACUAAGAAAAGCAGGGACGAGAAUAAUUGCAGAUUAAUUUUGUGUUGAUUGACGGGUCUAAUUGAGUAUCAGGGAAUUCAACCAACAGCUCACUAUACAGAGACAAUAAAGAAUGUAGUUCUUAAAUAUUAGUGGACUCAUCAUAUAGUUGAUCGACAAAAUCUUCAACAAAUCAUGUUUGUCAGGUAACAAGAAUAAAUGCUUCUCAAAUAGGAGCAUUAGCUGUUUUUCCUCUGUUAUGAUUCUAUUUAUUUCUGACAUUUAUUAGACUUAACAAGUAAUACAAAUAAAACCAAUUGAUACAUUUAUCAAAAAUAAAAUGUCAGAAAAUAAUGAAAAAUGACCAUCACAGUUUAUUCAGGGUGCAAUGACAGUGUGGCCCACUGUCCUGCUGCUGGAGACUGAUGAGGCUGACGUUCUGGGAAUAAAUCUGAUAAUGAAAAUAGAUAAUUCUUUGGUUGUUCUGAAGCCCGAGAGGAAGCAACAGCAGAUAUUUACUUUAACUUGUUAAUCCAAAGUGCUGGGAAAGUCUUAUCAUCUGUCCUACAUAACUUCUCAGAGUCCUUACACCAAAGACUAUUUGAAAAUAGAUCCUUAUUUUUUCUAGCUGCACUUAUUCUUCAGCUCGUGCCUGCUGGGUUUGUGCUCCACAUGUACGGUAACGACAUGGAGCCACAGAAUGUAGACUUUAUAAGAUAACCUGCUGCUUACUUUUCACUGUACUGUGCCUAUGUAUUUACAAUAUGCAGUUUAUGACAGUGUGCCUAUUUCUGUUCGUGUUGUAGUUGCACAUGACGGCCAGCUGGUGGCAGUAUGUGCCAGCAGAUGACUUUUACAGUGGUUCCACUUCUCCUGUUGACUCAGUGCCUAAUGCAGAUAGAUGGGGAUAAUUAUAAAGAAAAAGCAUUUAAUUAUGUAUUUUUUAUUUGUUUUACUUUUUAAGUUCCUACUGAUACCUCAUCACUGGAUAUGGAAGCUACUUUUCUUACUGCAUAUAAAUGAGAAGAUAUAUUGCAUCCGCAUGUAUGUCUGAGUCCAAGUAUAAUAAUGUAUCAGUAAUUAUGUGGAUUUCUUUUGUUGUAUUAUUGCUGCUGCUACUUUGGCAUCACGAUGCUGGAAUAAAUACUGUUCCCAUAA